CAUUAGUCGUAACUCUCCGUCAGAACUGAAGAUCUAAACUCCUCCAUUAUUAAAAAAUUAAAUGAAUAACGGUGUCGGAAGGAAGUUACUUUGGCCACAGAAGAUUGAGGGAUCCACCCUGCCAUGUCGGCAUUAAAUAACUGCCAUGGCCACAGAAUAUUGUUCUUCCAACCGGAAAAAGCUGUGAUAAACAUUACAAUGUUGCAGAAGCUGCUUCUGCACAAAAUGGACACCAUGAAAUUCAUAGUAUUGUUGGUCUUGUCCAUUUCCAUAAUCUCAAUUCCAUGCCUGCUCUUGUCAGCCACAAAGAAUCAUACACAUCUUACCACAACAAAAUCCAGCCUUGAACACCUACUGGACAGUUUCCUUAGUCUUAUUCCAAAGUUUAGCAGUCAGAUCUGUAACGAGAAUUCUGGAAUUGAGGUUGAUUCAGAUGUUCAGGGGCCGCUAUUUAUAUAUCCUCCACAAUACGGAGCAGAAAAGUAUUUACUCAGGAAAGCUACCUUAUUGACGAACAAAUCAUGCGAUUUAUAUUCCCAUACUUCAGCCGCAGAAGUCCUUCGGCAAAUUGAGAAAGCUGAUUUGAUUCAGAAUUCCUCCUUCAAAUAUUUAAAAUUAGGAGGAGGCACGCCUGGAUCUUCUUCAAUUCCAGUGAGCUUUGGAGCUGAUCUUGAUUUUCAAAACAGGAAGCAGUAUUUUAAGAUCUCUGAUGGAAUGGAAUUGCCAUGUGGUUUUGCAAAUUACAAUUCUCCUGGUUUCCUAGUGAGCGACGGGGACAAAGAAGCGAUGGAUAAGUGCAGAGGAUUGGUGGUAAUUUCUGCUAUAUUUGGAGGCUAUGAUAGGCUAAGACAGCCGAAGAGAGUAAGGAAAAUUAGCGCAGAAAAUGUGUGUUUUUUCAUGUUUGUAGACAAUGUAACUCUUGAGAAACUUGCAGGUCACGGGAUCGAACCUGACAAGUUUCAUAAAAUAGGAGUGUGGCGCAUUGUUCUGGUGAAGGAGCUGCCAUACAAGGAAUAUGUUAUGGAUGGUUUGAUACCAAAAUACCUUCCGCACAGGCUUUUUCCCAACUGUAUGUACACUAUUUGGGCAGACGCCAAAAUACAGCUGACUGUGGAUCCGCUGCUGAUUUUGGAGAAUCUUCUGAUCAAACAGAAGGCUGAUAUGGCUCUGUCAAGACAUGCUUACAAUAUCCACACAAUGGAAGAAGCCAUUUUUACAGUGAGAUGGAGAAAAUGGAAUAAAGAGGGCGUCAGACAGCAGAUGGAAAAUUACUGUGCCGAUGGCUUACAACCCUGGAAUAGAAAAAAGCUUCCAUAUGUUGCAGAUGUGGGCGAUACCGCAUUGAUAUUGAGAAAGAACAAUCUUCCAGCGAAUCUGUUUUCAUGCCUGGUUUUCAAUGAAAUACAAGUGUUCAAUCCUCGGGAUCAAUUGGCAUUUGCAUAUGUUCGAGAUAAGAUGAGCCCAAAAGUGAAAAUUCACAUGUUUUCAGUUGAUAUUUUCAAUACAAUUACGAAUGAAUACAGGCAUUUUAGCAAACCCAGUAUCAGUAGUAAAGAACAUGAGCCUGGUUUCAAUCAGGGAAUUUUCGUGGAUCAGGAAUUUACAGCCUGCAGAUCUUACCUGGACAUAAUGUGGAAUACAAGCAAUAAGUAAAUUGCAGUUAAUUUUUUUUAAAAGCCUCCAUUGGAGAAUGUAACUUUUAUAAUAGUAAAUACCAAUUUGAUUGAUUAUUUUUGAGCU
Molecule: messenger RNA, 1740 nt
Organism: Cryptomeria japonica (Japanese cedar)
Lineage: Eukaryota; Viridiplantae; Streptophyta; Pinopsida; Cupressales; Cupressaceae
Product: alkaline ceramidase TOD1
Exons: 3
Coding region: 124-1653 (509 amino acids)
Source: RefSeq, a predicted model, not a curated record